AUGAACUCCACUUUUUUCAAAUCCAGAUGCACAAGCCAAUACCCAUCCAUCCUUCAUCCGGUACUUGCCCCUCCCCCCUGCAGCGACCUUUCUCACAACUUUCUCACAGGCCGCGCAUUAAAGCUUCCUGCAGUGUUCACCCUGGAUCUUUCCAGCAACUUCCUCUCGGGCCCUCUACCCGACGGGGCAUGCCAGCCGCUUUCUUUUGAUGCCAACUGCUUCACGCUGCCCCUGGACUGUGUCCUGGCACCGCAGCGGCAGGAGGCAGCAUGCAAUGCAUUCUGUGGCGUCUCCUCUGCAGCUGGUGGUGCUGCUGCGUGUGGUGGACAUGGGGUGUGCUAUCGAGAGGGGCCUAGCUUGGCACCCACAUGUCUGUGCGAUGUGGGAUUCGUGCGAUCUGGAGACAUCUUUUGUGUUUCCCUAGGCCAGAACGGGAGGUACUCAAGCAGCCAGUCGGUUCUCCCGCCAGCAUCUGUGCUCACCAAGGGGACGCAGCGGGAGACGAGGGGAAACUUCACCACAACUCCGGUGACUCUGUUUGUGUUCGAGGAGGGGCAGCGGCUGUCCGGGUAUGGCCUGCAGCUCGCCUUCCAUGCCAACUUCACCUUCUCCCUCUCGCCUCAAUCCGGCCGCGUCGGCUUCAACGGCUUUGCCUUUGUUAUCUCGGCAACCGACCAGAUGGGGAGAGGAACAGGUGUGGGGUAUGGUGGAAUGGACAAGCGGAGUGUGGCAGUUGAGUUUGACACUCGGCAGGACAAGCAGCACGGCGACAUGAGCAGCCAGCAUGUGGGGCUGAACAUUCGAGGCGAGGACAAGUCGCUAGCCGCUGUGCCGUCACCAUUCCCUCUAAGCAGCAAGAAGGCAUACACGGCAUGGGUGGACUAUGAGCCGGGGGAUCCUGGCACCAUCCAGGUCUUCCUGGCUGACUCGAAGGAGAAUCCGCGGGAGGCGGUGCUGGAGAGGAGGCUGGCGCUGUGUGAGGUGCUGCAGGGUGGGCCUGAGCAGCACGCCUUCUUCUUUGGCUUCGUGGCCUCCACCACUGUGAAGCCAUUUCAGAAGCACAUCAUUUUCGAAUCUACAGUGGACACAGCCUAUGGCCUGCAGCUGUUAACGAACACGUAUAUGCCAGCAUGGGCCAGCCCCUUCCCGCGCUACGUGAGUGCGGACUACCGAGUGGCGCCCGGCAAGCAGGACUCGUGGGACGUCAGCGACUACCACUCCUGGGACUCCGUGCCGUUUCUCGGCUGGCCCGUCAAGGACCAGAAAGACUGCAAUGCGUGUUGGGCAUUCGCGCUGGUGGCGAGUGUGGAAGCGGCAUACGGCAUUGCAACGAAUGGGGAGGCGCCGCAGUUGUCAGUGGAGUCGCUCUUUGCAGCCAUGGGGCUCACCUCCGAGGCUGACAAGUGCAGCACGGUGGGCUCCCCCACCGAAGCCUUUGAAACGCUUCUCACGCUGCCCAAUGGCGGAACCACAGAGGCUGGCGCACCUGUGAGUAGUGGGGCGGAGGAGUAG
Molecule: messenger RNA, 1512 nt
Organism: Closterium sp. Naga37s-1
Lineage: Eukaryota; Viridiplantae; Streptophyta; Zygnematophyceae; Desmidiales; Closteriaceae
Source: the annotation of a GenBank genome assembly